Molecule: messenger RNA, 1561 nt
Organism: Ictalurus punctatus (channel catfish)
Lineage: Eukaryota; Metazoa; Chordata; Actinopteri; Siluriformes; Ictaluridae
Gene: pigc
Product: phosphatidylinositol glycan anchor biosynthesis, class C
Exons: 2
Coding region: 339-1220 (293 amino acids)
Biological process (GO): GPI anchor biosynthetic process
Cellular component (GO): membrane; glycosylphosphatidylinositol-N-acetylglucosaminyltransferase (GPI-GnT) complex
Source: RefSeq, a predicted model, not a curated record
UUCAACAGGCGUCACUUCCGGGAAUUCCUAUAGGCGAUGUGUAAUCAGCGAUGGAGGAAUUGGAGUUGGUCGUGUAAAAGAUUUAGCGCUUCUUGUAACGUGUUUAACGAAUUAAUGGCUCGUUGGCGGUUUUAUUUACAAUUUUAAAUGGUGUAUUUCCAGGCUGUCUUGUGGAAGUGAGCCUGGAAGUCACGUUAUGAAGCCGAAGUCGUUGGUAUGAAAAGCGAGAAGCAGAUAUAAAACCUGCUUUACCCGUCAUCCUUUUUUUCCUCAUCCAGGAUUCCGGUGAACAUGGCGAAAUUUACACUGUAAAUCUUCAUUAACCCAGCGCAGAGGUAAUGGGCGCAGACAGUGAUGCAGGUGCUUCUCCAGCUGUGCCUUGGCGUAAAGUGCUGUAUGAGCGCCAGCCGUUCCCUGACAACUACGUGGACCGCCGCUUCCUAGAGGAGCUUCGACGCAACAUCAGAGUGCGUCGGUACAGCUACUGGGCAGUAGUUCGAGAAACCGGGCUGGUCUCUCAGCAGCUCUCGUGCGUGGCCCUGUUCCUCACGCUGUGGUCCUACAUGGAGCAGGGAAAUGUGGGUCCUUUGACGCUGCUUUGGACAGGCCUGGGAUGCUCGGUGCUGGGCUACACGCUCUAUGAGGCUCUGGGAGGAGGGAUCGACCGAGAACGGACACGCUGCGCCGACCUGCAGAGCGCUGCUGUGUUCAUGGCCUUUACCUUCGGUUUCUCGCCAGUGCUCAAGACGUUGACCGAGUCUGUGAGCACGGAUACGGUGUACGCCAUGUCCGCCGGCAUGCUUAUCGCACACUUGGCGUCUUUCCCCUACACACAGCCGAGCCUGCCAGGCAGCCUUUCGCUCAACGCUGCGCUCUUCGCCUCUGUGUGCUUGGCAUCGCGCCUGCCCGGGACCCUGCACACCUUCGCUAUGCUGAGCUGCGCCCUGCUCGUCUUCGCACUCUGGCCGUGUCUGCUGCAGCGACUGAGACACACGGCUGAGUGGACUUUCCCCUGGGCGGCCGGGAUGGUGUGCGUGUGUGGAGUUGUUGGUGUUGGUACUUUGUGGCCCGCUGGAGCUCUUCUCUUGUUUCUAGCUCUAGUAAUACUAACGUUGGUGUGUCCGCUGCUGCUGGUGCGUCUACAGAGGCACAAAGACAACAUCCACGGGCCGUGGGACGAGGCUGAGAUCAGCGAUGACCUGUCCCGCUUUCUGAGUUGAUGUGAAUGUGGAUGUCACAGGAUAUCUUCCAUAUGUCUGGUCUUUAAAUUCUACACUGCCUGUUUUGGGCACUGAUGCAAAAUGGGCUGCUCGUGUUGUAUGUUUAGCACUUUUACAUGAAAUCUCAGGUUAAGCACUAUUUUAGGGACGGACUGCUCGUUUUACGAAACAACUAUUCGCUUAUUAUUCACUAAAGUUCUAAAUAAGUAACACAAGGCGCAACCGAUAACUGGAGCAGUAUUUCUUAAAAUGUGUUAUUAAAAAGCUACUCUGAAAUAUGAUUAAUAAUAUGUUAAUAAAUGUUUUAUUUAUUGUACGUGUAAUAAAGAUGAUAUAUUCAA